Terrapene triunguis (Three-toed box turtle) is the source of this 1043-nucleotide messenger RNA. RefSeq names its product L-amino-acid oxidase-like. The annotation marks the transcript as partial. The transcript has 3 exons. Gene Ontology annotation, biological process: amino acid catabolic process. The record is from RefSeq and is a predicted model, not a curated record. Lineage: Eukaryota; Metazoa; Chordata; Testudines; Emydidae. Gene Ontology annotation, molecular function: polyamine oxidase activity; L-amino-acid oxidase activity.
GUGACAACAGACUGCAGAGCUUUGAAAGAGAAAUACGACUCAUUUUCCACCAAGGAAUAUUUGAUUAAAGAAGGAAAAUUAAGUAGAGGAGCCAUUGACAUGAUUGGUGACGUGCUGAAUAUGGAUGGUAGUUUCCAUCUGUCUUUUCUGGACUCUCUCAUGGCCGAUACUGCAUUCAAAGAAGGAUUUGAUGAGAUCACGGGGGGAUUCGAUCAGCUCCCAGAGGCCUUCUACAAGUCUAUGCAUAGGGAUAUUCAAUUUCAGUCCACAGUGGCGAAGAUACUACACGACAAUGAAAAAGUGAGAGUGUUUUAUCACAGGCCACUCACACGGCUCCUCUCCUCAGUGACGGCCGACUACGUCCUUGUCGCAACCACAGCAAAAGCCGUACGGCUCAUUAAAUUUUCUCCACCUCUUUCCUCCAACAAGACCCAUGCCCUGCGCUCCCUCCACUACUCACAGGCUGUGAAGAUUUUUUUGGCCUGCAGGGAAAAGUUUUGGGAGAAGGAUGGAAUCUAUAAUGGGAGGUCAAUCACUGAUCGCCCAUCCAGAUUCAUCUACUACCCCGGCCACAACUUCUCCAGUGGAGUGGGGGUGAUCCUGGCUUCCUACACUUGGGAUAAUGAUGCUGAAUUCUUCAUUCCCCUUAGUGAUGAAAAGUGCGUCGAUCUGGUACAGGAGGACCUGGCAGAAAUCCACCAACUGCCCAAGACUUAUAUCCGGAACGUCUGUGAUAAACAUGUGAUCAAGAAAUGGGGCCUGGACAAAUAUGCGAUGGGAGCAUAUGUUUCAUUAACCCCGUAUCAGUUAGUCGACUACUCCAAAGCUUUGUUUCAGAACGAAGGGAGGGUCUAUUUCGCAGGAGAAUACACCGCUCACCCUCACGCCUGGAUCGAGACGGCUAUGAAAGCUGCCAUGAGAGCAGCCAGGAGCAUCCAUGGUGCUGUCAAUGCAUCACCCAGUGGCAACAGAAAGAGCUGAAGGAAAAUGAAAUGUAAUGGAUUUAUGAGUAUUUGGUGGCGGUACAAACCCACGGGGAUUCU